AUGGCUUUCGUGAGAGGUCUAUUGGGUGCAAAGAAGACUCUGAGCCGUUCUGUAACAGCUAAAACACCAAAAGGGUUUCUUGCGGUGUACGUUGGCGAGGACCAGGUCCCGAAGAAGAGGUAUAUAGUUCCCGUCUCAUACUUGAGCCAGCCUUCGUUUCAAGCUCUGCUCAGUAAAUCCGAGGAAGAGUUUGGGUUCGAUCAUCCGAUGGGUGGCUUAACGAUCCCUUGUCCUGAAGAUACUUUCAUCACCGUAACUUCUGGGCUCAAGGGAAGAUGA
Molecule: messenger RNA, 279 nt
Organism: Thlaspi arvense
Lineage: Eukaryota; Viridiplantae; Streptophyta; Magnoliopsida; Brassicales; Brassicaceae
Source: the annotation of a GenBank genome assembly